AUGAACCUGGAGCUUCGACUCUCCGGCUCUCCCUUCUCUUUAUCUAAGGAAACCAAGGAAACCAAGGACACUAAGGACACUAAGGACACUAAGGAAACCAAGGAAACCAAGGAAACCAAGGAAACCAAGGAAACUACGGAAACUACGGAAACCAAGGAAACCAUGGAAACUAAGGAAACUAAGGAAACUAAGGAAACCAUGGAAACCAUGGAAACCAAGGAAACCAAGGAAACCAUGGAAACCAAGGAAACUAAGGAAACCAAGGAAACCAAGGAAACUAAGGAAACCAAGGAAACUAAGGAAACUAAGGAAGCCAAGGAAGCCAAGGAAGCCAAGGAAACCAAGGAAGCCAAGGAAACCAAGGAAGCCAAGGAAACCAAGGAAACCAAGGAAACUAAGGAAACCAAGGAAACCAAGGAAACCAAGGAAACUAAGGAAACCAAGGAAACUAAGGAAACUAAGGAAACUAUGGAAACCAAGGAAACCAAGGAAACUAAGGACACCAUGGAAACCAAGGAAACUAAGGAAACCAAGGAAACCAAGGAAACUAAGGAAACUAAGGAAACCAUGGAAACCAAGGAAACCAAGGAAACUAAGGAAACUAAGGAAACUAAGGAAACCAAGAAAACAAAGGAAACCAAGGAAAACAUCAACGAGACGUGA
This is a messenger RNA of Cyclopterus lumpus (lumpfish), 663 nucleotides long. RefSeq names its product processed variable antigen-like. Lineage: Eukaryota; Metazoa; Chordata; Actinopteri; Perciformes; Cyclopteridae. The transcript is spliced from 2 exons. Bases 1 to 663 code for a protein of 220 amino acids. The record is from RefSeq and is a predicted model, not a curated record.